GAUUAUUUGUAUUACGUAGUUGGACAUCUAAAUAAAUAAAGGGUUUAUUAGAAGCUUCAACUUAUCCGUAAUCAAUGCCCUAUAUUUUGAUCAGAGGUAACCUCGCAUCUUAUGGCCAUAAAAACCCUUGGCGUGUUUUAGUAUCCGGCUUAAAAGCUGGUGAAAUUCAGCAGCUAAAAAGAUUUGCGUGUGGUGGCUACUCUGAUGAUUCUACCAUUGUCUACUUGCAGCACCCCUGUGUAAUACUGAGCGCAUUAGAGGUUUUGGGUUACAAAGUGGUUGCAUCAAGUUCUACAGCAGUCAAACAAGACUAUAAUGAAUACAUGUGGACUAUGAGAAAGGAAUUUUCAGAACCGGAACCAACACCAUCAGUGAUUGUAGAGCAGGACAAUAUUACAAAUUUUAGCAAAGAGGCUAUGCACUUUGGUAACUAUCAGCAGCCUACAAAAGACGACGAAGUGUAA
Molecule: messenger RNA, 464 nt
Organism: Cydia strobilella
Lineage: Eukaryota; Metazoa; Arthropoda; Insecta; Lepidoptera; Tortricidae
Exons: 3
Coding region: 75-464 (129 amino acids)
Biological process (GO): negative regulation of biosynthetic process
Source: RefSeq, a predicted model, not a curated record